UGCAGCUGGAGUACAAUAAAACCAAAAGCUUCGCAAUGAGAUAGUUUUCAAGAGUGUAUAUAAAAAGAUUGUAUAUCUUUCAGUUAACAACAAACUAUAGACGAUCAAAGAAAAGAAAUGUGGAACAAAAGCAUAGAAAUUACUAUGGAAGAUGAUGAAGUUUCCAGAAGGACGAGGAAGAAGACAGAACAUCCCAAGAAGAUGAAGAACAUUCUAAAGAAUCUAUGGAAUGUCGGAAAAGAAGAUACGCGGAGAUUGAAACAUGCAUUGAAAGUAGGAGUUUCAUUAACACUUGUGUCCUUGUUGUAUCUCAUGGAACCUUUCUUCAAAGGUAUCGGAAAAAAUGCAAUUUGGGCAGUCAUGACUGUUGUUGUCGUUCUCGAGUUCUCUGCCGGUGCGACAUUACGCAAGGGAUUAAAUAGAGGAUUAGGGACACUAAUAGCAGGAUCUCUGGCAUAUCUUAUUGAGUUUGUUGCUAUUAAUUCCGGUAAAAUUUUCGGAGGUAUCUUCAUUGGCGCUGCUGUAUUCAUCAUCGGAUCAACGAUAACGUAUAUGAGAUUUGUUCCAUACGUAAAGAAAAACUACGAUUACGGUAUGCUGGUAUUUCUUUUGACGUUUAAUCUAAUCACUGUAUCGAGUUACAGAAUCGAUACUGUAAUUAAAAUCGCACACCAGAGAUUAUUAACCAUUGCUAUGGGUAUUGGCAUUUGCCUUUUCAUGAGCCUUUUGGUUUUUCCAAUAUGGUCUGGCGAUGACCUUCACAUGUCCACCGUUAGUAAGUUGCAAGGCCUCUCACGCUCUACUGAAGCCUGUGUAACUAAGUAUUUCGAGGAGAAAGAGAAAGACAAUGAAGAUUCAAAUUCUGACUCUGAUGAUGAUGAUGUAAUCUACAAAGGGUAUAAGACUGUUUUGGAUUCUAAAUCCUCUGAUGAAGCACUAGCGAUGUAUGCGAGUUGGGAGCCGAGACAUUCACUGCGUUGUCAUAAAUUUCCAUCUCAACAAUACAUCAAAAUUGGAUCUGUUCUUCGCAAGUUUGGUCACACUGUUGUUGCUCUUCACGGUUGCUUACAAACCGAGAUUCAGACUCCUACGUCUAUUCGUAUCCUCUUCAAAGAUCCUUGUGUUAGACUAGCUGGAGAAAUCUGCAAAGUUUUGUCGGAACUCUCUGAAAGCAUUCUAAACAAACGUCACUGCUCGCCGGAGAUUCUCUCCGACAAUCUAGAAGUAGCGUUAAAAGAUCUCAACGCAGCAAUAAAAUCACAACCUAAGCUCUUCUUGGGGUCUAACCUUCACGGUGACAUCACCAACAAACACUUAAACCGCAAUGUUUCAUAUUACAACGACAGUAAUAACGUUGUCGGAAAUGUUUUAAGUCAGACAACGCAACAAAACGUCACCGUAUCACAGCCUCGGUUUGACAGCGCCGUUUCGCUCUCUAGCUUUAUGGGUCGCACGCCAGACCGGAGGUCUGUGAAUAAACCGGGACCGGUUGGAGAGAAGAGGAGAUUUAGGAAACAGAUGAGUAAAGCCGCGGUUAUGAAAAGUUUGGAGUUUUCGGAGGCGUUACCGUUUGCUGCGUUUGCGUCGCUUCUUGUGGAGAUGGUGGCUAGGCUUGGUGCUGUGAUUGAUGAGGUGGAGGAGCUGGGAUCUAUCGCCUGUUUCAAGGAGUAUGAUAAUAAGACUGUUGAUCGGACGGAUGUGGAAGUUCGAAUUGAGAAACCGGUGGAUCUAGUGGUUGGAGAUUAAACCGACCGGUAUAGUUCGGCUUGGUUUGGUAUAGUUCUCUAUGUGAUUCGAUUCUCUUUUUGUGAUGAUGAAUAAUGGAUCACGAGUUUGUAAUUUGUGAGGCUUUACUUAUUCAAAAAAAAAAUGACAUGUUUGCCUUUUCUGUUGUUAUUU
Raphanus sativus (radish) is the source of this 1899-nucleotide messenger RNA. Its product is annotated as aluminum-activated malate transporter 13. Gene Ontology annotation, biological process: malate transport. Lineage: Eukaryota; Viridiplantae; Streptophyta; Magnoliopsida; Brassicales; Brassicaceae. Gene Ontology annotation, cellular component: plant-type vacuole membrane. The record is from RefSeq and is a predicted model, not a curated record. The transcript is spliced from 6 exons. The coding region runs from base 118 to 1746 and encodes 542 amino acids.